Messenger RNA from Ectocarpus sp. CCAP 1310/34, 1476 nucleotides. NCBI's taxonomy places the organism in Eukaryota, Phaeophyceae, Ectocarpales, Ectocarpaceae. The record is from the annotation of a GenBank genome assembly.
AUGAUUGAGGCUCCUGGCGAGCGUCCGACGUCUCCCUCUUUCGCUGCGUCACGUGUGGCGACGUCGGUGAUUUUGUUCUUGGGAGUCGUCGUCGGGAAGGCGUCGGGAUGGAAAGAGUGCCUCGUGUCGCCGCAGGACGCGUGGAAGGCGGCGACUGAUACGACUGCGGCGCUGAGGAUGCGCUACGAGUACGAAAGGCGGUACACCUGCCGCGACGAAAAGGGUGCGCUUCAAGGACCAACCCCGAACUCCCUGGCGCAUGCGCGGAGGAAGAGCGACGACUCUCCCCCACUUGUACUCUCGUGCUUGGACGCAAACUCUCUCAAACGCCUGAACAAAGAGUCGACUUCGAUGCAGGUGUGCUUGAAGGGGAGACGAGUGAUUUUCCUGGGGGACUCUCUGUCAAACCAGCAGGGAGACUCUCUGCUGGGCAUGCUGGGCUGGCAUCCCGAUUGGAUGACCAAGGAAAAUCUACGAAAUGCCAAGGUGAUUACCGAGGACGGAAAGAGGUAUUAUACCCUGGUUGACUGCUGGCACCCUUCAAUCAGCGGAGUCGAGAGAUGCUAUGACUAUUCCACGAGCGACUUCCCUGGACCUACAACAUUUGGCCAGCCGGGUGAUGGGCCGUCGGGAGAGGCAAGGAAGCAAUCGCGAAAGAAAGUAUUCCGUUCUACGCCGUCAUCGACCAAACGAAGUACGUCCCUGGGCGGCAGAAAAGCCGACUCGACCAAGUCUGCCAGCACCGAAGGCGACAACAGUCGCAACAAGCACGGCAGGAAAUUGCAACCACGGGAGUGGGAAGACGGGCAGGAGGCGGCAGAAGAGGCAGAAGCGGAGGGGUACGGGGAGGAAGUCGAGGCCGUCGAUGAAAAUGAAAUCUCGGUGCACAUGCGGAUGCUUUCGAAGCCCAGCGGUGAACACUGGUUGACGAGAGCCGUAAGCGAUUUCAACGAAACAAGAGCGUCGGACAUUUUCGUCGUGAACUUCGGGGGGCACUACCACGACUUCCCCGAGGAGGACGAUAGCUUCAAGAGGGACGUGUUCCCCAUCCUGGACGAAAUGGCGGUUCUGGGCGAAAAGGCCACCGUCGUUUGGAGAGAGAUUGCGCCGACCCAUUUCCCCGCCGUGAAUGGGUCUUUCGACGCUUUUGACUGUCUCGAGUCGAAGGAUCGAAAAGCGAGCUGCACUGGGACUCCGCCCGAGGUUUUCGACCGAAAUGUGUGGGUGGAGAACUACUUGCGGACCAACGGGCUUGAGGAUAGGAUCCACCUGCUGCGAAUUUACGACAUGUCCGUGCCACGGGGAGCGGCCCAUCACACUUGCCAUUUUGCACCGCCGUCCCCAAUGAACCAGUCCGAAGCGGCGAGUGACGGCGGAGGAGCUUCCGGUCCUUUGGACUGCAGGCACUGGUCCGAAACCGGCGUCGUGGAGGAGUGGAACACCCUCAUGCUCAACCACCUCUGCCCGAUGGAGUGA